Messenger RNA from Notolabrus celidotus (New Zealand spotty), 7256 nucleotides. RefSeq names its product thyrotropin releasing hormone receptor 2 (gene trhr2). The coding region runs from base 497 to 1831 and encodes 444 amino acids. The record is from RefSeq and is a predicted model, not a curated record. The transcript is spliced from 6 exons. Gene Ontology annotation, molecular function: thyrotropin-releasing hormone receptor activity. Gene Ontology annotation, cellular component: membrane. Lineage: Eukaryota; Metazoa; Chordata; Actinopteri; Labriformes; Labridae. Gene Ontology annotation, biological process: phospholipase C-activating G protein-coupled receptor signaling pathway.
GUAGCGGCUGGACGCAGUGUUGUACAGUCUUUAGACAACAGCAUGAGUGUGCUGCCGACCCAGCUUUAAUCUACGACUGAAGAGAAACACACAGGAGAAGCACAGACAUUUAUUUUUUAAGGAGGGAAGCCGGUGUCAAGAAGAUGAGGAAACAGAUCCAAAGACAAAGAGGUGACUCAACGGGGGCCUGAGUGUUGGAAUUAUCAUCACAUUCAACAUGCUUUUCUUUUUCAAUUUGCUACGUUAGAUAACAGGAAGACAGCGAACAACAGAAGAAAAGAACUUGUAGCUAGAAAAUUAACAGCUGUUUCUUCUACUGUAGUGAUAACUCAGACAAACCAGCCUCAAAUGAAAGCUAAUGCUCUGAAUGGAGAUGAAAAAAACAUGGCAACAAUCCAGAGUAAAGCCUCUCAUCACUUUGCUUUAUUUAAGUGAACAGAACCUGUGAUUGACAAACACUUGGGAUAUAAAAAAAAAAGGCCAACUGAUAGCAGACAUGACUGACAACGUGAGCUCCAGAAUCGACACCCCGACCAACAUCUCUCUGAGUACCAGCGUCGCUGUCUCUGAGUCCUUGGAGUACAAGACGGUGUCUGUGUUCCUGGUACUGCUGGUUUGCUUUGUGGGCAUCGUGGGAAACAUAAUGGUGGUUCUGGUCGUCUUCACAACGCGUCACAUGAGGACACCUACUAACUGUUACCUGGUCAGCUUGGCUAUCGCCGACCUGACGGUGCUGGUGGCGGCAGGUCUGCCAAACAUCGCAGACAGUCUGACGGGUACGUGGGUGUUUGGCCACGCUGGCUGCCUGGGGAUCACCUACCUGCAGUACCUCGGCAUCAAUGUGUCCUCCUGCUCCAUCACUGCCUUCACCGUUGAGAGGUACAUAGCUAUCUGCCAUCCGAUGAAGGCUCAGACCGUGUGCACAGUGUCCAGGGCAAAGCGGAUCAUUGGCGGGGUCUGGAUCUUCACCUGCAUCUAUUGCAUGUUGUGGUUCUUCCUGGUUGAUAUUCAGGUCAGCCAGGAUGGACAUGUGCAGUGUGGCUACAGAGUGAAACGUGAGCUCUACCUGCCCAUCUACCUCAUCGACUUUGCCAUAUUUUACGUCAUCCCGCUGCUCCUCGCUAUUGUGCUGUAUGGCCUCAUAGCACGGAUCCUCUACCUCAGCCCUCUGCCCAACCACCCUGACACCAGUGCCACCACUCUGCGGCGGAGCUGUCGUGAAGCCUCUGAAGCAGGGAAGGGAGGACGCCCCGGUCGGACAAAAAGCGCACUUUCUUCCAGGAAACAGGUGACAAAGAUGCUGGCAGUUGUGGUGAUCCUUUUCGCUCUUCUGUGGAUGCCCUACCGCACUCUCGUCUUGAUAAACUCUUUUGUCUCCACACCCUACCUGGACGCCUGGUUCAUCCUGUUUUGCCGGACAUGCAUCUACGCCAACAGCGCCAUAAACCCUGUGAUAUACAACGCCAUGUCACAGAAGUUUCGCUCAGCUUUCCGUGGGCUUUACCGUUGUCAGCAGCCGGACGUAAAUCAGAGGACACUGUCGCUGAUCCAGACUGGAUUCAGUACCGUCCGAGACCCCCGAACAUCCCAGGCCAACAGCAAUGGAACAAAUGAAAAGACAAGAAAAGCCUUCCUGAGCACCACCGCUGAUAUGGCCACAAUGCAGAAUGGGAACAGUCAUCAAGAGACUAAAACGCUCAGUGACAGGAACGCAGACCACCUCAUUGGUAUAAGCUCAACUACGUUUGGUUCAGCUCCAACGAGUGAUGACAAGUCUGACUGGCCCUCAUCAAACGAUACUGAAAUCAAUGAUGAGCAAGAGAAUGUGUAAUAACAUUCUUGUUAACAUAGUAGGAAGUCUACUAAUUUGUGUAAUCACUGAAUUUCAACAAGAAAAAAAUCAACAGCGUUGUUUCCAUCAAAUGAUGAAACAGCUUUCUCCCUCAUGGACAUGAUCAACUUCAGUUUAUGACUAAAGAGAGAAGAAACCUGAGACCUGCAUCAUGUUAUGAUUCAACAGCACUAGACUUUGUCUUGAUCAGUGACAUUCAGGUACACACAUUGCACCGAAACAGUAUUUUUUGACCUCAACAUAUUUUGGGAUUUGCACGUCCAAAUGUUUGUGAAAGAGCGAGGCUGCAUAUUUGUACAUAAAGCUACUAUUUUACAUUUUUAUCCACCAAAACUUCACAUCAGAUUUGAUCUAUUUUUUUUUUUAAGUAGCAUGGCUAUAAUGAAUUUCUGAAAUCUCUUUUUGGUUUUGAUGUGGUAAAGGUCACAUGAUGACCUAUUUGCUUUCAAAAAGACUGCAUGGGAUGCAUUUUCAAUUGAACAUCUCUGAUUUGCGAAGAAGAAAUUUGACAUGAAACACUUUGGUGGAUAAAAGGAAGACAAAUUAUUUUUUGAACAUUGCCUUGACCCUUGCAAGCACUUAGUAUUAUAAUUGCUCAUGUUUUCUCAGCUGUCAUAGGAUUCACCCUGUAAACCUUGGAUUGAAAGCUUGGAUAUAGCAUGAAAAUUAAAAAAGCAGUUCAAUACAGCUCUGAGAAAUACACACAAAAAGCUUUUAUUAUUCAUUUUUAUUAAAACACUAACUUAAACAGAAGAUUAAUAAUUAAUUUGGAGGGAUUUUUACUUCAAAAAUAGUGACAAAGAUCAGGUAGGAGAUUAUUGAUUGGGAUUAACUCCUUUUUCCUAAUUUCUGUCCAAAACACAAAGUGAUUAAAGACAGUGAGUCAAAGUGACUGUAAACUGAAAAUAGACCGCUUCAAGAAUAAUGUUAUAAUCCUAAAAUCGGUACUUGGUAUCCCUUUUUGAGGAAGCAGAAAUUUUGAAGACAAAACUUCUACUCACUGUCUCAUUAAAGUUGAAUUUAGAAGUAACUAAAUAGACACAUAAUAUUAACUAACAAAACUACUUCACAAAAAUAACAUCUUACAAGGAAAAGGGGACCAUAAGUCAACUGCUGUUGUUGCUUUUACUUCUGGAUCAAUCAAGUCUCCCAAACUAUGUCCCAUAAUUGUUUGACCUAUCUGUUACCCCAGACUUCUACCCUCCAUACUCUUUAUGCUACAAGUAGCCCAGAGCAGAUGAAAUCAUAUGUUAGGGGUUAGUGUUAAAAUGGUACCUGUAGCUCUAUACUUCAUAAUAUAUGGGAGUGCAGAUGUUAAUUUGCUCUAAGCUCAAUCUGGUACUAUGCAUCAAAUUGUACCAUUUAUCUUCAAUAUUGUAUUUUCACAUCCCUUUAUAAAUACAUAAAAUUAAAUGAAUUUACUACAUGGGCCUCUGACAAAAUCUUCUAUUUCUAAUCUUUAAAAAAUCAUACAUCUGUGUAUUUCCAGUACCUGGCGCUGUUUAUGUCCAUGCUUUGGUAUUUACCAUAAACUAUAGAAAACAGAGACAUAGUCUCAGUGACUUGAUUUCUGAAGAGGUAUUAUGAAGCAUAUUUACCAGUGUCAUCAUAUUGGAAAUUGGUCCAACUAAUUGUUAUUCAAUCUAGAAACAGGCAAAGAGUUGGAGUUGAGGCCAUAGGAUUGCUGCAGGGAAAACACCUGUCAGUCAAAGCAGCCAUGUUUCUAGUUAUGCAAAUGUCUGCAUAACACUUAGUUUUGAUUUAUUGAAAAGAGAAGUGUUUAAAAAAGGUUUUUCUCCAGGCUCUGAACAUUGUUAAUUCUGCUGUCCUUUAGGCAGCGUAUUUUUCAAGCAUUUUUGCCUUUAUUAGAUAGGACAGCUAAAAAGGUGAGAAAGGUGCCUCAGGGUAGCGCACUUAAAUUACCAAAGAGGCAUUUUAAUCUGGGAUUUGAUGGGAAUCCUCGUCUGUGGCAGCAGCCUCAUGUGGAUACUCGAGAAACUGCAGUUUUUUGCACUUAUCCAGAAUGGCUCCAUUGGAUGUUGUCACUUUGUAAUUGCAACAGCACAACUAUUGUGCAUGACAUUUAAAAAUGUUGCUGACAAUGAGCAGAUGCCUACACAACAUACAAACACUAUGUUAAUGUCACGUUGGGUAACAAACAAGGAAGGAGGAACCACAUGCAGACAAGAAGAUUAAUUAAACAAAAUGUGCAAAAGGUACAAACAAAAACUUAUUUUAAAUGUCAAAGCAAACUAAAUACAAAAAGUUCCCAAAAGAAAAACACAAGGGAAUACAAGAACACAACAGGCAUAAAAUGCCAAGACAGAAGGGAGGAAUUGCAGAGACUAAAUAUACAAUGGGUAAUCAAACACAGGUGUGAAACAAGGCACAGGUGAAACUAAUCAGAGAGGGGCACACAUUCACAGAAGAGGGAAAACUCCAUUAUUCUCUGUAGAGUCAACAUUUUUUCUUGUCAGGGAUGUUGGGUAGAAAAAUGUCAACAUGAAGAUUUGCUGAGUUCAUGUUGGCAUUUACAUAGCAGGAUUUAACAUGUUGUUACGACUGUAAAGGGUUAUCUCAAGGGGACUCCUCUCUGCUAUGUAUAGCUGAAGAAAGUUAAUUUGUUCAUUUGGACUCCUUAGCAACUGACCUGCGUUAACUGCUUGCACACUUAUCAUCUGUCACUGGUAAAUACCUGUUCAUUUGACUUUCCUAAAGAUAUUCUUUAUUCUGUCCUGUACAUUAGGUUUCGGGUCACAUGCCAGAAAUCCACAUUGAGACAUCACACCUUUAAUCAAUUCUUUCUUUGUUUUUGCUGCAUUUGCUUUCUAGCAAUGAUCCUGCUGAGUUGGUUAAAGUGGCUAGAUAUAAAUGUUUACUGUUAUUUGAAGCUUUUUUACUUGAGUUUUUUGUAAAUGUAUUGUUCGCUACAUUGAGGUGUUUUGUAUUUUUCAGAGGACUGUGAAAUAAUAUACAAAAUUUUUUGUUCAUUUAAACUAGUUUUUUUUUCUUUUUUUUUGGAGGAACAGAUCUAAUAUUUGGGACUUUGUGUGGAAGAAAAAAAUGUCCAGAAUGUUUUUUCAGACUAAUUUUUUUUUUUUUUUAAAGACAACAAGUCUAUUUUAAGAUGUUGAUUUCCAAAAAUUAGUUCCAAUGUAAAUUCCAAUGCAUUAGUGGAACACAAGUUUUCAGUGUUAGUAAUCAGUGAGGUACUCAGAGAAAAAUGGCAAGUCUUUGCUUCCAUAAACCUGUCCUACAAGUCAGCCAACCCUUUAAUUGAUCUGAACACCAGUUGCCAUAUGUACAAGCUUUUUGGGUCUAUUGUGCUAAUGCUAUAGCGCUUUCACAUACACAAUUACAGUGUAAACAAUAUGUUGAAAGAUCAUAGUCUCCUGUCAUUGCCAUCUAAGAAAAUGAGUGUAAAUAACUUUUCAUUCAAGAUGAAUUAGCCUUUUAUCCAGUUGACACUGUUGGACGAAGUUGUGAUCCCAAGCACUGGGGGAUUAUGGGAAAUUUUAGACUCUACCAAACUACGCUCUUAAAGCCCCUGUGAGGAGUUUUAAGCUAGUUGAAAAACAGACCACCAGCAACAUGACUGACAAAUUGACUGUAAUCUUAAAUGCCUGUAACCAGUGAGAGAGAAGAGCUAUCACUUUGUCCAAAGGGGGCGCCAAACAUGGAACAAACAGAAAGUUUAAAGAACAAAAUGCAUGUAAAUAUGGCAUACAUUAUUGUGAUCCUUUGUUUUCUGUUAUAGUUACUGUAAACUUUUGUAUUUGGACAGUGUUAUGUGUAGUUUUUAAGUAAUGAAUCCUUUAGUUUUUUUUAAACUGUAAUUUUUGAAAAUGCCCUGCAUGUAUGCACUGACCGUGAUGAAUAUUGUUGGCUUAUUGAUCUAAUUAGUGCAUUUAGUUUUUUUUAGUAUUCUCCCAAAUGUUUAUAUUUGCCUACAGGGUUAUUUAUUUAUUUACUUAUAUGUUAUUUUCAGUCCCUCCGAUGGUCAAACGCAUGAAACAAGUCUCUAAAACAUAAAAACGUUGAGAGACGAUUAUAGUUUGGUUAGGCUGAGGAAAAUGAUUGGUACUUGAGUAAAUUGGUAUGCUUAUGCUUAUUUUAUCAUAUUAUUAUCUUAUUAUCUUAGUUAUCAAGCACAUUCUUACUAUAAUAUAAGUUAUUUAUGUAUUCAUAUUUGACUUUUGCUUUCACAUUGUGGUCAAACACCCUGGAUGAAAAUCUUGUUUGAGCAAGGCAUUACGCCUGGCUAACGCCCUCAACAGACUUUACUGUUUAUUAUACUACGUCACCUGACUUACACUUUUUCACUGAUUAUACUUCUUAUAGAGUUUGAUGACUAUAGCUCAUAUUAAUCUGUUUCACAGACAACCCCCACACUGUUUAUCUUCAGUCCUGCUAAAAAGAAAUGUGACACAUUUCUGUACUUAAAGCUGCUGUUGGUAGGAAUGGUGUAAAAAACGUUUGAGAAAAGGUCAUAAUGCCCACCGGUACUCAUCGGUAGGUGGAGAAAUUUGAGACUAUUGCAAAAUCUCUGCGUUUUCCAAUGCCUUUGUAUCAAGCAAUGUUAUUAUUCCCCUCAUUCCCGUUAUGAUGGACCAAUCAUAGAUAAUCUAAAAACAUUCAAAGUCCCCCUCUCUCUGAAAAGAUGUUUACUCUGUGACUACCAACAGCAGCUUUAACGCUGUGAGGUGCAUUAGAUUGUUUCCUGGCCUAUUUGGAGGGGUAUAGACAUAAUAAGAAAUAAACACAACAAUAAAAUGAUUGCCCUAUGAAUGUCCUAAGCUGCUACAGACUACCUUGCAGCAGUCUGGAAUUUUUAAAUGAAGUUGAUAAAGUCAGGUUGACCAUUUUUUUGUUGACAUUUUUUUGCUGUCAGCAUUUUUGCAGUUGUUUACAAGAAAAUUGUGGAGCAGGUAAAAAGGUAAUGAAUUACAGAUUGGGCCUUAUCUUACAAACACAUGGUAGCACACACCCCAGCUGCCAUUGACCUGUUUGAUGCAGUGGUCUUAUUGUUACAAGCGGUUGUGUUAUGCUAGUAGCAUGUUAACUUCAGCCCAUCUGUGCACCCAGGGGUAUGUUGGACCUUAAUAUGUAUAUUGACCGUUUUAUUGGUGUUACUUUGAGAAAUUAUUUUCACUGUGUUAAUAUUUGUCUAUAUUUAUAGAUUUAUGUGGGCACGUGCAUGAAUUGCUUAUCAGAAUGGAAAAGAGUGAAUUGCAAUUCAGGUACAGCCAAUUAUAAAGUCCCAGAUUCAUUAAGUUUCUGACAGUCUAGAGAGAGAUAAGAGUGGAGGAAGAAGAGUUAAAACAGUUGUAAAAUGCUAGCACAGAGCACAGUGACUCAGCUACUUAUUCCUGCACUGUGCACUUGAUAAAACACUUUGAAACAA